This is a messenger RNA of Populus trichocarpa (black cottonwood), 1717 nucleotides long. Its product is annotated as tubulin alpha-3 chain. Gene Ontology annotation, biological process: mitotic cell cycle; microtubule cytoskeleton organization. Gene Ontology annotation, molecular function: GTP binding; structural constituent of cytoskeleton. Gene Ontology annotation, cellular component: microtubule; cytoplasm. The transcript is spliced from 5 exons. Bases 139 to 1491 code for a protein of 450 amino acids. NCBI's taxonomy places the organism in Eukaryota, Viridiplantae, Streptophyta, Magnoliopsida, Malpighiales, Salicaceae. The record is from RefSeq and is a predicted model, not a curated record.
AUCAUUUGCAGCCUGCCUUUCAUUUUUUUCGAUCUAUAACAGCAACGUCGAAGAAACAAAGAGAAAGAGAGAGCGUUUUUGUGUGUCUGAACAGAGAGAAAGAAAGAAAAUUUGAGUGUUUAGAGUGAAGGAAAGAAGAUGAGAGAAAUAAUUAGCAUACACAUAGGGCAAGCAGGGAUUCAAGUAGGCAAUGCUUGUUGGGAGCUUUACUGUCUUGAACAUGGCAUCCAGCCAGAUGGAGUGAUGCCUAGUGACGCUUCAGUGGGUGUUGCACACGAUGCAUUCAAUACUUUCUUCAGUGAGACUGGUUCUGGAAAACAUGUGCCUAGAGCUAUUUUCCUUGACUUGGAACCAACUGUUAUUGAUGAAGUUAGGACUGGAACUUAUCGGCAACUUUUCCACCCUGAACAACUUAUUUCUGGAAAAGAAGAUGCUGCGAAUAAUUUUGCUAGAGGACACUAUACAGUUGGGAAGGAAAUUGUGGAUCUCUGCCUUGAUCGAGUGAGGAAGUUGGCUGAUAACUGCACUGGCUUACAAGGGUUUUUAGUGUUUAGUGCUGUUGGCGGUGGAACAGGUUCUGGUUUGGGGUCUUUGCUGUUAGAACGCUUGUCUGUUGAUUACGGAAAGAAGUCAAAGCUUGGAUUCACCAUUUAUCCUUCUCCUCAGGUUUCAACGGCAGUCGUGGAGCCUUACAACAGUGUACUCUCUACUCAUGCCCUUCUUGAGCACACAGACGUGACAGUGCUUUUGGAUAAUGAAGCUAUAUAUGACAUUUGCCGAAGAUCCUUGGAUAUUGAAAGACCCACAUACACAAAUUUGAACCGAUUGAUAUCUCAAAUCAUAUCAUCCUUGACAACUUCGUUGAGGUUUGAUGGAGCCAUAAACGUAGACAUUACAGAGUUCCAGACCAACCUUGUUCCUUAUCCCCGUAUCCAUUUCAUGCUUUCUUCAUAUGCCCCUGUCAUAUCAGCCGAAAAGGCAUACCAUGAGCAGUUGUCAGUUCCAGAGAUCACUAAUGCUGUCUUUGAGCCUGCAAGCAUGAUGGCUAAGUGUGAUCCUAGGCAUGGGAAAUACAUGGCCUGCUGUUUGAUGUACCGAGGAGAUGUUGUUCCAAAGGAUGUCAAUGCUGCUGUGGCCACUAUCAAAACCAAAAGGACUGUUCAGUUUGUUGACUGGUGUCCAACUGGCUUCAAAUGUGGUAUUAACUAUCAGCCACCUACUGUAGUACCUGGGGGUGAUCUCGCCAAGGUUCAGCGUGCUGUUUGCAUGAUCAGCAACAACACAGCUGUGGCUGAGGUGUUCUCUCGCAUUGACCACAAAUUUGAUCUCAUGUACUCCAAGAGGGCAUUUGUUCACUGGUAUGUUGGUGAAGGCAUGGAAGAGGGGGAAUUCUCAGAAGCUCGUGAAGAUUUGGCUGCCCUUGAGAAGGAUUACGAGGAAGUUGGUGCUGAAGGUGUAGAUGAUGAAGAAGACAAUGAAGAUUACGAAUAAGUAAUUACCAACCAGCAAUCGAGAAGGACCGUGAGGGUCUGGCCACCAACCCUCCCCUUCUUGCUUCGCAGCUGUUAUGUUUGUGAUUUGUGGCACUGCUAUCCUUCAGUAAAACAGUUAAAAAUAUUUCUUAUUUAAUGUGUUUUUAUGGUUUCGAGUUCGACAUUUUUUUGGUUGUUGAAAGAGUUCGACAUUUCAGAAUGAAGGUAUUCGUCAUUUCUGCGUU